GCCGUGCCCAGCACGCCUCGCUCUGCCAUCGAUUGAACGGCCUGGGGGCUUCCCGGCGCUGCCGUGCCCAGCACGCCUCGCUCUGCCAUCGAUUGAGCGGCCUGGGGGCUUGCCGGCGCUGCGCCUCCGAGCUCAGUGCCGGCCAUGGGGCUGCUGUCGGACCCGCACUGCCGCCGGGCGCUGGCUCGCCUCAUCCAGCGCCUCAACACCCCGCUCUGCGCCCUGAGCUACGUGCUGGGGCUGUGCUGGUUCCUGGCGCUGGCCUGGCCCCCCCUGGCCCCCCAGACCUACAUCUCGGAGAACGCCCUGGGCUCCACCAUGGUGCAGGAGCAGUUCCCGCUGGGUGCCCGUGCCCUCGCCUAUGCCCGCCAGUUCGGGGCGCACAAGAGCAAAGCAGGAGGGAUGCCCGUGCAGUGGCUGGAGCAGACGCUGUGGGAGCUGGGGCUGGAGGUUCACCGGCAGAGCUUCUCCCGCACGCUGCCCUUCCCGGACGAGACCCGCGAGCGAUACAUGGUGCAUGGCACCAACGUGUAUGGGAUCCUGCGGGCACCGCGGGCAGCCAGCACCGAGGCGCUGGUGCUGAGCGUGCCCUGCAGCCCUGGCACCCAGAACAACCAGGCUGUGGGGCUGAUGCUGGCACUCGCCGCCUACUUCCGAGAACAGAUCUACUGGGCCAAGGACAUCAUCUUCCUGGUGACGGAGCAUGACCUGCUGGGCACUGAGGCAUGGCUGGAGGCCUACCAUGACAUCAACCUCACUGAGGUGCAGAGCUCGGGCACGCCGGGCCGGGCAGGUGCCAUCCAGGCGGCCAUCGCACUGGAGCUGAGCAGUGACGUCGUGACCAGCUUCGACGUGGCCGUGGAGGGCCUCAACGGGCAGCUGCCCAACCUCGACCUCCUCAACCUCUUCCAUGCCUUCUGCCAGAAGAAUGGGCUCCUCUGCACCAUCCAGGGCAAGCUGCCACGCUCAGACUGGGACUCGCUGCCCGGCUACGCGCACAGCCUGCAGACGCUGGCGCUGAUGGUGCUGGCGCAGGCCUCGGGGCGCCCGCGGGGCGACCAUGGCCUGUUCCUGCGGUACCGCGUGCAGGCCCUCACCCUGCGUGGCAUCAACAGCUUCCGGCAGACCAAGCACGGCAUGGCGGCCGUCGGCAGGACCCUGGAGGGAAUGUUCCGGAAGCUCAACAACCUGCUGGAGAGGCUCCACCAGUCCUACUUCUUCUACCUGCUGCCCUCCCUCUCCCGCUUUGUCUCCAUCGGCCUCUACAUGCCAGCCUUUGGCUUCCUCCUGCUGGUCCUGGUCCUGAAGGCCCUGGACACCUGGAUGAAGCUCAGCAAGAGCGAGACGGGCAGUGGAGAGAGGCAGUGGCAUGGAGACCACAGUGCUGAGGAGGAGGCCCGUCCUGGUUUGCUGGUGCUGGUGCCACCGGUGCUGAUCUGCGAGGCCGCUGGCCUGGCCCUCUACCUGCUGCCGGUGCUGGGCCAGCAGGUGGCCACGCAGCACUUCCCCGUGUCCGAGGCUGAGGCCGUGGUCCUCACCAUCAUCGCCAUCUACGUGGCAGGCAUGGCCCUGCCCCACAACACCCACAGGGUGCUACCAGGUGCGGGGGCAGCACGAGGCUGGCUGGCACUGAAGCUAGUGGCACUGGUGGCUCUGGCACUGGUGCUGGUGGCCCUGGCCCUGCUCAACUUCUCCCUGGGCUUCCUCCUGGCUGCCACCAUGGUGCCCGCUGCUGCCGCCGUGCAGCCCAAUGGCCCCAAGGUGCUGCUGGCAGCAGUGCUGGUGCUGGCGACGCCGGCGGUGACGCUGCUGCUGGGCAUCUUCCUGGAGCGGGAGCUGCUGGAGGUGCCCGCGGGCGCAGGCGAGGGCUGGCAGCUCUUCCUGGCAGCACUGGGCGAGGGGCUGCUGCAGCACCACCUCUACGGCUCCUGCCUGUGCCCGCUGCUCGCCCUCGGCGUCUACCCCCUCUGGCUGCUGCUCUGGAAUGUGCUCUUCUGGAAGUGAGCCAUGGACCCACCAAGGGACCAGGGAGGGACCCAUGGAUGGACACCUCCGCCUCCGGCUGCUGCUCUGCAACCUGCUCUGCUGGGAGUGACCUGUGGGCCUGCCAAGGGACCAGGGAGGGACCCACGGGUGGACACCCCCACCUCUGGCUGCUGCUCUGCAACCUGCUCUGCUGGGAGUGAGCCGUGGGCAGACCCAUGGAUGGACUUGAAGCGUGAAUGGGCAGACAGCUCCUGCUCUUCGGGAAGUGACCCAUGGACCAUGGAUGGACUCGGGGGCGGAUACACAGACCCAUACCCAAUGUGGCUGCUGGUCUGUAAGGGGCAGAGAGAGUCUUAGAUGGUUUGUACUGGGCAGGGAGGGACUCUGCUGGACUGGACUGGGCAGAAUUCGUCUUUGCUGCUGUGUACUGGGCAGGGUGGUGCCUGCUGGGCUGCCCUGGGAGGCAGGGUGUGCUUGCUAGUGUGUACCGGCAGAAGGGGCCUUUGCUGGCGGGCACUGGGCAGGGGGGUGCCUGCUGGGCUGUGCUGGGAGCCCUGCCUUGGUUUUGGCGUGUCCGUCCCACGGGUUCAAUAAAAGGCGGAGCGGGGCCGCGGUCGGA
Molecule: messenger RNA, 2605 nt
Organism: Pogoniulus pusillus (Red-fronted tinkerbird)
Lineage: Eukaryota; Metazoa; Chordata; Aves; Piciformes; Lybiidae
Gene: GPAA1
Product: glycosylphosphatidylinositol anchor attachment 1
Exons: 13
Coding region: 145-2004 (619 amino acids)
Biological process (GO): attachment of GPI anchor to protein
Cellular component (GO): membrane; GPI-anchor transamidase complex
Source: RefSeq, a predicted model, not a curated record